UGUCGAAGUAGAACGAAGGCGGUGGAAGAAGAUGGGAAGCAGAGAGGAUGAGGAGGCGGAGGAGGAGGAGAAGGAGAAGAAGAAGAAGAAGAAGAAGAAGAGGAAGAAGAAGAAGAAGAAGAUGAUGAUGAUGAUGAUGACGAUGAUAACAGCUCCUCUGCUGCACCACCAGGAGUGCACUCGCAAUCACUCACUCACUCACUUACUCACUCCCUCACUCACCGACUGCAGUACAAUGUCCAGUGGACUGUAUCGUGUGCUUUCUGUCCUAUCUGAAUCCUGCUGACUCACUCCCCAAAUAAAGAGGGGAAAGAGAAGGAUAAGCACCACCCAGAUUCAACAACUGCAGAACAGAACAGCUCCCAGACCAGACCAGACCAGACCAGAGCAACAGAUAACAGAAACAACAACAACAACAGCAGCAGCAGACCAAGCAACAGAGCAGAAGAAUCCAAGGUCAAGUCAGUCCGAAUCUCCC
This is a messenger RNA of Aspergillus uvarum CBS 121591, 478 nucleotides long. RefSeq lists its product as uncharacterized. The transcript has a single exon. The coding region runs from base 32 to 286 and encodes 84 amino acids. NCBI's taxonomy places the organism in Eukaryota, Fungi, Ascomycota, Eurotiomycetes, Eurotiales, Aspergillaceae. The record is from RefSeq and is a predicted model, not a curated record.